AUGAGGAACUUUAUUUCAUCCUUCGUCGUUCUGACGAGCCUUCCAAUAGUUGCUGCCUUAUCAAUUCAAGAAAGGGCAAAAGUCAGCAGAAGUCGGCUCACAGAAGCCCUUCGAUCUCCAUCUGGCAAGCUUACACUAAGCCCUGAGGUUGUCAUCCCAGAACCAUCAGAUCCCACUGCCAUUUUGCUUCUAUCUUCUGGAAUCGCGUCAACAUCUGAAAUGAUCCGAGUGCAAGCGAAGGCGAAUGCUGCCUGGGUGGAAGGUUCCGUCACAUCCCUCAAAAUGUUCUGCUCCGAACAGGAGCAGUCCCGAGGUAACUUCCCUGGACCCAUUCCUGUGGUAUACUGUGGUGACUCAGACGAUCUAGCUGGUGUUAUAAAUGCGGGAGCCGACGCAUUAAUGAUAUCUGCUUGUGGAGGAGAGGAAGUUACGUCGUUGGAUGAUUUGGUACUAGAUGCUACCUGGGUCGAAAAGUCGAAAGCUGCCUUGGAAUGCGGCUUACUACCAAUUCCAGAAGUUUUCAUCAGUGAUGCUACUGCACAAUCCUGGGGUGAAGAGGAAAUGGAAGGCAUGGUGUCGAAGAUUGCAGAGUUGUAUGGGGAAGAUCCAGUAUCAAUCCUUGUGACUAUCAACCCUGAAGACGAGGAAAAUCCUACUGCACAAGUGUCACUACCAAAGAUGACAAAGGCACUAGGCAAGCGAACCCCGAUCAUUGGUUCUAUCCGAGCUCAAGCUGGCGAAAAUCGAAUCGGCCAAGAAGUUGCUCGAUUGAAAGAAGCCGGUUUUACUGGAGCUCUCCUGAGAAGUGAUUGUAUGCCAGGUCUCCGAAUGAAAUUGGAUUUGGAUUUCGUUGGUGCUUUCUGGAGUGCCUGCAUUGGAGACUUGAAGAGUCUGAAGAGUAAGAGCUUCAACUUUCAAUCGAGGAACUGGAUGGACAAGAGUGCGUCACUUGAGUGGGCAAAGUACCAAAAUAGCAUUCUGGAAUCUGGAGCUCUUGGAGACCCAGAAACAAGCGUUGGUUUGAACACGGAAGGCGGAGAUUUCAAGGGAUUCUAA
Messenger RNA from Cylindrotheca closterium, 1056 nucleotides. The record is from the annotation of a GenBank genome assembly. NCBI's taxonomy places the organism in Eukaryota, Bacillariophyta, Bacillariophyceae, Bacillariales, Bacillariaceae.